AGAAAACAUCGCGAUGAUGCUAAACGCUUUCCCUGCAAGUACUGCAAGAAGUAUAGGGGAUCCAACGGUUUCAAGCGUAGAGAUCAUCUUAUGCAACACGUCAGGAAUUAUCAUCAUAUUGGCGAGGAUGACCGGAAUGAACACAGGGGGUUCGGACGUGGUUGGUGCCCAAAAACAGGGUGCUCCCAUCACCAAGAACCUCCUCACAAGAUCGGAGAGAAAUUUGCAUUCUCUACCUCAACAGAAUACAUCAAACACCGCCGUACCAUCCAUGACGAGUCCGAUUUCCCGUGCCCACAGCCUGGCUGUGACCGCAUAAAUGGCAAGGGCUACUUCCGCAAGGCCGAUCUUCGCAAUCAUCUUCGCAAGGUCCACGGC
This is a messenger RNA of Bipolaris sorokiniana ND90Pr, 378 nucleotides long. RefSeq lists its product as uncharacterized. The transcript has a single exon. NCBI's taxonomy places the organism in Eukaryota, Fungi, Ascomycota, Dothideomycetes, Pleosporales, Pleosporaceae. The record is from RefSeq and is a predicted model, not a curated record. The annotation marks the transcript as partial.